Scheffersomyces stipitis CBS 6054 is the source of this 448-nucleotide messenger RNA. It is a transcript of the gene RPL37B, whose product is annotated as 60S ribosomal protein eL37. Gene Ontology annotation, cellular component: cytosolic large ribosomal subunit; ribosome. The transcript has 2 exons. Lineage: Eukaryota; Fungi; Ascomycota; Pichiomycetes; Serinales; Debaryomycetaceae. The record is from RefSeq and is a predicted model, not a curated record. Gene Ontology annotation, molecular function: RNA binding; structural constituent of ribosome. Bases 17 to 283 code for a protein of 88 amino acids. Gene Ontology annotation, biological process: translation.
AAUAUAGAUAGCAAACAUGGGUAAGGGUACUCCAUCUUUAGGUAAGCGUCACAACAAGUCCCACACUUUGUGUAACAGAUGUGGCCGUCGUUCUUUCCACGUCCAAAAGAAGACUUGUUCUUCUUGUGGAUACCCAGCUGCCAAGUUAAGAUCCCACAACUGGGCUUUGAAGGCUAAGAGAAGAAGAACCACUGGUACCGGUAGAAUGGCUUACUUGAAGCACGUUUCUAGAAGAUUCAAGAACGGUUUCCAAACCGGUGUCGCCAAGCCUCAAUCCGCUUAAAUUAAACGCUAUCCAAGGAACCAAACCAUCCAAUAAUUUCAUAAAGCAAACAAUAGGGGUUGUUUUACAUUUCACAUAAUUUUUUGGUUGUUGUGUUAAUAUAGUAUUUAAUUUUCGUUUAUAUUGAAGUUUUUACGCAAUUCAAAUAAAUCAUUGUAUCAUAAG